Messenger RNA from Periconia digitata, 1364 nucleotides. Lineage: Eukaryota; Fungi; Ascomycota; Dothideomycetes; Pleosporales; Periconiaceae. The record is from the annotation of a GenBank genome assembly.
UCCAUCACGCCAGUCACACGGCAGCUCCAGUAUGCAGGUGUGUUGCCCGUGUACGCAUGCAUGUGUAUAUGUACAUAGAUGCAUACAUACACAUACAUAGACACUCUCAUCUACCUGCCUGCCUACAUACAUACAUGGCACGCUCGACAACCUUGACAACUGCCCCUCGUCCUCCUCCUCCUUCAUGCGUUGCCGUGUCAUCCAGAACCAGCACCGUGGUCAUUAUCGUGCUCGUUAUGAACUCUUUUUCUUGCAUUCCCGGUCCAGAGUUUGCUUUUUUCCCCCCCUUUCGCCUGUUGACGUGGUUCUAUGGGAGGCGGAUGGAGCAGUGUAGUAGAUACCUAUUGCAGGUAGAUCGGUGCCAAGCCCGUGCCGUCUUUACGCCAUCACCUCUGUCAGUCCCUUAGCAGCGCCUCGUUAUUGCUCCCCUCUCCCAAUCACCUGCCUCCCCCUCCACCUCCUCAUCUCGUGUGCUCAUCCGUGGCGCCUGUUGCUAGCCACCACCCUGGCCUGUCUUGUUUCCUGUAGUUACCCUACCAGAUUACCCUGAUCGGCAUCGUCCCGCCACACGCGCACCUGUCAUUCUUGGGCCCGUCGCCUGCUAUGCCAUGCUCGUUUCUGCUAUAGCCGAAUCGCCCUCAUCGCUCGACGAGAAAUAGGAAAUGGCAGAGUGCAGAAGGUAGGGCACCGUCACUCCAAACAAUGCGCUCCACACACUCGCAGGCCGCAGCCGGCCAAGCAGCGGGAGCCUACAGCCAGCGGGGUGCGGUCAUAUGCGCCUCGUUCCUUUUUUUCUCUUCCUGUUUCCUUCCAUUUUCAUUUGGCAGCAACUUCGUCAUACCGCACUAUACGUCUGCUAUGCCGUCCCGCCCGUCGCAUCGCGUGCGCCGUCUUCCGACUUGCGCUGUCCCGCUCAAUCAAAUCCAUCCAUGGAUGGACUGAGGGAUGGGGUCGACCAGGGCGAAUGCGAAGCCGAAGCCGGCCAAGUAAUGUCGGUCGGCCUCCAGCUCACGCUGCUGCUGUCAUACAAGAUGCGAGCCACCAACGCCAUCUGGUACUCAGCGCAGCCUCGGCCUUGGUUUCAAACAUGGCUUUUGUGUUCCCGACUUCGUGUCACGGGUGGAGCAAUGCCUUUCAGCCGACUCGCCUCUUGGACCGCCUCCUCCGCGCCCCAUGUCCGUUUCGACAGCGUCUUGACAUUUGGAAUUGCCGAUUCAGAGUCUCUUUGCACACUCCACUUCAAAAGCCAGGCAAAACGUAUAUUUCGUGUCCUUUGGUCGUGUUUCCCCGUCUGUCUGCGCAGUGCAAACCAAACCCACUUGCCAGGCGAAUCACAUCUUGACCCCCUCGCUCUCGCUGCAUGA